UACAGGUACUUGACUAGCCCACCUGCUUCUUCUCACAGUGCUACUAAGGUUUUAGUUAAGAAGGUUAGAGGCAGCACACGUUUGAGGACCUUGACAAGACGUAUCGGUGAAAAGAGGCUUCAUGUCUACAUUGAUGCAGCUACAGGGAGGCCAUCAGGUCCGAACCGUGAGACAUUUACUAGUUAUUUAGGUGCAUUGGCACGUGAGAAGGUAUCGAUUUUGCAUCCUUCAUGGGAUCAGGUGAAGGAGUCAACAAAGAAGUUGCUUUGGGAGGAUAUUUUGGCACACUUUGAGAUAGUACCAUCUGAAGCUGUCAGGGGAAAGACAUUAUCUUCAAUUGCAAACCUGUGGAGACACUUUAAAACCCAUCUCACCACGCGAUGGGCUUUGAAUGAGGACAAAAUUAACCAAGGAAUGACUCCAUGCAGUAUGUAUGGUAUCAAUGAGGAUACAUGGAAGCAGUUUGUAGAGAUUCGGUCUACUGCAUCUUGGGAGAAAAAGAGAAAAAAAGCUCAAGAAUUCCAAAAGAAGAACGAUACUCCUCACCGGUUAUCUCGAGGGGGUUAUCAGGUAUUGGAGGAGAAAUUAAUGGCUGAAAAGAUCAAAUUAAGGGAAGAGCAGACAUUAGAAUGUGAUAUUGAGCCUCGGACAAACAUUAGUCCCCCUUCUCCUCCUUCACGUCAUGUUAAAUGGAAGAGGGCUCGAAUGACAUCAUCAGGCCAAUUCACAUCAGAAUCAGCACUUCAAAUUGCUAAGCGCAUUGAUUCCCUGGAGAUGCAGUCCAAACAGGGUAUGUUUCAUCCCUCCGGGCGUCAAGAUAUACUUGCUAUUGCUAUUGGACGUCCAGAUCAUCCUGGUUGUGUUCGUGCAGCUGGUAAAGGUGUGGGAAUACGACAGUAUUUUGGACAUUGAACAAGGAAUGUUUUUGUCUCAAUCUUUUUCAUGCUCCUUUUCAUAGAUACAGUGAGAUGUUUUCCUAUUUAAAAUGAUGAAUGAGAACAUGUCAAUAAACAUAGAUUAUAGGGAUGCUUUGGAAUUUUUUAUGGGGGAAGUAUUUGAAAAUUUCAAUCAUGCAAGGGGAAUGUAAAUUUAUAGAACUUGGAAAUGUUUAAGACAUGUAUAGCUGUUUUGAAGAAUUAUAAUGUUUCUUUAGUAUAUGUUGUGUUCAUGUGUUUUUGUGAUACAAUCAUUGUGCUGAAUUUUCUGUUUUAUAGGCAGGUUACUCCUGAAGUAGGUGGAUAAUUAUUCAAAUCCGUUUAGUUGAAUUUUCAAUUGUUGCUUACUUAAUAAAUAUAAGUUGUCAGAUUUGUUUCAA
This is a messenger RNA of Vigna umbellata (rice bean), 1315 nucleotides long. The record is from RefSeq and is a predicted model, not a curated record. Lineage: Eukaryota; Viridiplantae; Streptophyta; Magnoliopsida; Fabales; Fabaceae.